Molecule: messenger RNA, 327 nt
Organism: Thelazia callipaeda (thelaziosis nematode)
Lineage: Eukaryota; Metazoa; Nematoda; Chromadorea; Rhabditida; Thelaziidae
Source: the annotation of a GenBank genome assembly
AUGCUUACCGUGACGUUUCUGAGCUUGAAUGUUGCUGCUGAACUGAUGGUCAUUGGAAAAACUGGAAAACACGAUCUUGAUACAACUAGAUCAUCUUUUGAUCCGUUUUUUAAAAAACGAUUAACUUUUUCUGAUCUCAUGAAGUUGGUUUUGAGCAAGCCAAGCUUCCAAGUUUACCCUCCGUUUACAAACUUAGACCGGUCUACACGAACUAUUCGAGGCACAAAUGUGGGGCAACGCUCGCUAGGAGAUGCAAUGGCUUCUGAUUUCCACAACUGCUUUCUUUCGCCUGUUCAAUGCAUGCUUCCUAUCAAUAACAUGUUUUAG